Messenger RNA from Nomia melanderi (Alkali bee), 3210 nucleotides. NCBI's taxonomy places the organism in Eukaryota, Metazoa, Arthropoda, Insecta, Hymenoptera, Halictidae. The record is from RefSeq and is a predicted model, not a curated record.
AUGGAAAGGGAGAAGAAGAAGAAGAAGAGGAAGAGGAAGAAGAAGAAGAGGAUGAAGAAGCAACAGAAACAGAAGAAGAAGAAACAGAGAGAGAAAGGGGAAAGCGAAGAACAGAGACGGACAGCCUCCCGGAAUCCGCUCUCGUGCGGAUUUGCGCAUUUCGUGGUGCUGUGCUUCGAGCGGAUCUUCUGGGACCCGACCGCCAAUUUGUUCGGCCACGUGGGAAGCACGACCGCGUCGCGCGGCGAGCUUUUCUUGUUCUGGAACUUGUACAAGGCGCCCGUGCUGCUCGCGUUGGUGGCCGGCGAGGCGGCCUGCGUAAUGGAAAACGUCAGCGACGACGUGAUCGUCGGACGCUGCAUCGCCGUUCUGAAGGGUAUUUUCGGGAAUCAAGUGGUACCACAGCCACGCGAGAGCGUGGUGACGAGAUGGAGGGCGGAUCCCUGGGCACGAGGAUCCUACAGUUUCGUCGCGGUCGGCAGUUCCGGCAGCGAUUACGAUCUCUUGGCAGCUCCGGUCGCACCGCCGCCCAGCCCUGGCGCCCCACCCCCGCAGCCGAGAGUCUUUUUCGCAGGCGAGCACACCAUAAGAAAUUACCCAGCCACGGUGCACGGGGCAUUCCUGAGCGGCCUCCGCGAGGGUGGACGCAUCGCCGACCAGCUCUGCGGCAGCCCGUACGCGCCCCCGGCGAUGCCCGCUGCCGGCACACCGUCGACGGGCAUACCCGCGCCCACCGCGACCAGCUCGACGCCUUAAACGGUCCAGCCGCGGACGCCGUGUACGACGAUACCGUGUCACAUUCGCUUAAACGCCGGGCAAACGAGAACACCGGCCGGAACCGAACCCUCCAAGACACUUAACCGCGGCCAAUCCGGCCCGCUCGCGUUCCGUUCCGCGUUACAAUUUUAACUGUCGACGUUGAUUCUCGAGCGGGAUAGUACCUACACGAUUAGACAGGGAAUGAAAACGGCAUUACCAAGCACCCACCUCGAUCCGUUCGGCGCGGAUUUCAUCUUCCGUGAUUCUCGGUCGAGCCUGCUCGGACAGAUGCCAGUGAUAAGUAUUCAGUGAUCGGGUAUCGAGUAACCGUGGAGUAUAUUCGAUUCGUUCGAGGACUCAUUCGUUGUUUUAAGAGAAUCGCCUUACCUUGCACGCGAGUGCUAGACUACACCUGGGAACAGCGGAAACUAAUUUGCUUGUUUACUACUUCGCCUUUCGUUCUUAUUGCUCGACUGCAAGUGUUAAACACUUGGAACGGUUAGCUUGAGACUUGUUGAAUGAAACUAUGAUAGUGGAUACUCGAGCAACGUGAUUUCCAUUGCAGAAUAGACGUAACUUGAUUAUCGAAUCGAGAGGUGUCUAUAAUUUCUGGAAUCGUGAAUCGGGAGAGAGAUUCGUUUCUGCUGUUUCUAUUCGCCCAGUAAUGAUUUCUCGAGGGAACUGCCACGUUUUGUGAAAGUUGUCGUUGGCACGUGAAAUGGAAGGAGACAUUAUUGGGCGAUUAAGUGUCGCGUCGAUUGUAGUCUAGCGCACGCCGGUUCCAUUCUCCAUUUUAUUCGUCGAUCGGCGUCGUAGAAAUUCGUCGAACCGCCGAGGACCGCAACGAGAGUAUGUAGGUUCAUCGAGGUAGAUUCGUGCCUUGCUUCGCUCCACUUUCACACGUUCAUGAUUGCUUAGUUUGUACAUUAUUAUAGAAUCAUUUUUCACUGUACACGUUGGAGUAUUCUGUUUACCUGUAACUCUCUUUUCUACUCGCUUCGUAUUAUUCGCAUGCUUCACAAACGUCCCCACCUGGACUCUCCGGCCUAGGUACCAUGCUUCCGUCGCUUGUCACGUGAUCUUCGAGUCGCCGUCAGCUUCCAGCAUCGUCCGGUUUGCUCCGCUGUGAUGGACCAGACGAUCCCGUCUCUACAGUGUCUGGAAAUUACCGUUGAACGAAAUAAUUGUGAAUCGAUCGAUGGAACAGCGAAGUCCGUCUUUGAACUGUUAAGAGACGACUUCACCGGACUGCGAAAUUUUCUGCAUUUAUAAUGUUAUUUUUUAUCUGACGAGACAAUGCGCGAGGAGAAUCGAUGUUUGUUCGAUCUUACUAAAUUGAUCUACAAGGACGUACAUUCGUGUCAAAUUCUGUAUUGAUGAUCAGACUGCGCACAAAGAUGUGCGAUCGCCCCGUGAAUCUUCGCGCGGAUAGAAGCGUUUGCGCGUUGACUUAGAGAAAUUGUAGUCGAAAAGGGGAUAUGUACAUUCUAUGAAAAAUUCUGUUGAUCUCUAAGCGAAAUGAAAAGGUCGUUAAAACGUGACGAAUUAUCGAAAAUCCUGUGCGGUGUAGAUGCAUAAAAUUCGCAGUCUAAGUACCACUCACCGAUUAAAUCUGCGUCGAACGCACACGCCGCGUCGUUCGAGUUCGUUAACGCGUCGAGUGCCGCGUGGACCGUCGGCCAGUCAUGUUGGCUGACUUUCUACUCGUUUUCACACUUUGUUAAAAAAGAUACGCUGCGUAUGACCCUGUAACCCUUCCGUUGCCAAGGGCGAUCGUUGAACUGCGAAUUCUAUGCAUUUGUAACGAUUUCGAUGUCCGAAUGUUCCGCGAAGUGAAAUAUUUCAGGUAAAUGUACCGAGACGUUUGUCCUUUCCGGAAUACAAAGCUUCUAACGAUGAAAAUUUAAUCUAGUGACUGCAGCGACUCGUUGCUGAAAGCUUCUCGUGCCCUAAAACUCACCGCAAAAGCUUCGAGCGACAAGGCUGAUCGAGUUUGACCUUUAAACGAAAUUAUACCAAGCGUAUCCUUACAAUUCUUAGCAUACUAAUUCGAAGCAAUUCAACCAAGGAUCCGAAUAACUUCAGCGCCCCCUCGGCAAACCGAAAGACGUCGGACUCGAUUUACUACAAAGCGCAGACUGGCGAUUCAAGUCUCCCAAACGAUGAACAAGCAUCACCGUAACGAAAGGGUUAAUUAUAUAUUCUUCAAAUAGAAAUACAUGUUAUAUUUUAUAGCGCAUAUCGUAAUUCUCUUCUCCCCAUAAUUUCUGCGCUCCCGAAUUCCAACGAACGCGCCAACGCAGAGCCGCCGAUGGUCCACGCGGUGCGAAACGAAGAAAAUCGUCGAGCCACUCGACGGUGCGGGCAAAUUUUAAUGAAAUCCAAGAAAUUCGAAACUCGCUCGAAUCUCGUAUACAGAUGUUAACCCUCGCGAGCGUUCGAGAUUGCGAG